Messenger RNA from Colletotrichum spaethianum, 678 nucleotides. RefSeq lists its product as uncharacterized. The record is from RefSeq and is a predicted model, not a curated record. The coding region runs from base 1 to 678 and encodes 225 amino acids. Lineage: Eukaryota; Fungi; Ascomycota; Sordariomycetes; Glomerellales; Glomerellaceae. The transcript has a single exon.
AUGUUCUCCACCACUUUGACUACUUUCCUUGCCGCUUCGGUCGGCUUGGUUUCGGCCGCUUCCAUCCCGAUCCGGGAUGCUGGCAAGUCCGGCUCCUCCAGCAUGACGCCCCACGAUGCCUUCUCUUCUUCCAUCGGUGUUCUUGGCUGCAAGAUUGACGUCAACCGUGUUGCCUACUGGCCCAGCUCUGUCGGCUGCGACGACAUCUGCGUCAAGGUCUCCAACGGCGACCGCAGCGUCAACUUGCUCCGCAUCGACCAGUCGGGCGGUGCCUUCGACAUCUCCUACGAUGCCUGGAACUACCUCAGCACCGGCCAGUCUGCCACUGAGGCUCCCACUGAGGGUGGUGGUGUCCCCAUGAACUGGGAGGCUGUCCCUGCCAGCGAGUGCAAGCACCUUCUCAAGGACGGCAAGCUACCCCUCUCUGCUGCCAACAGCAUGAACUACCUGUCCUCUUGCCUCGCUCAGCCCGAGAGCUUCGUGGCCAAGAAUCACGUCCUCUACAAUAUUCAGAACUCUGCUUGCACCUGGGGUGUUGAUGAGGUAUGCAACCUCGACCUGGCCGUCAGCAACCAAGCCUCGUGCCCCAGCGGUCUCGGCAGCACCAAGGCAUUGACCGACCUUCCUGUCGAGAACAUCGCCUACGGCACUGGCAAGCUUUCCGUCGCUGUUCAGUGA